Messenger RNA from Saccostrea cuccullata (small rock oyster), 822 nucleotides. RefSeq lists its product as uncharacterized. The transcript is spliced from 7 exons. The record is from RefSeq and is a predicted model, not a curated record. The coding region runs from base 1 to 822 and encodes 273 amino acids. Lineage: Eukaryota; Metazoa; Mollusca; Bivalvia; Ostreida; Ostreidae.
AUGGUUGAAGAAGUAGUUUCUGCUAGAGAAAUUGAUUCACUAUUGAGAGCAAUUAAAGAUGUCUGUAACAAAGAGGAUAGGGAUCAAAACAUAAGAUACUUUUUUGUUCAGGAGCUAUGUAAAACACAUGGUGAGUCGGCGUUUCAUGACAUUGUAACAAAAAGUAAAUUAAAGGCAUCCCAGCUUCCCCUUUCCUGGCUAGAUGUUGGUAUAAAAAGGGAAAGAAACACCCCUGAUUGUUAUAUUGUGACUGUGACAAAGUACAAAGAUAUAAAGGAAGCCCUGCAAGCAGACCUUAUGCCUGAUCAGAGUGAAAAGAAAACCUUGGAGAAUGUCAGCAAGUUACUAGAUGUACAUAAUGCGACUGAUUUUAUUUGUUUUGGACUUUCUUUAUACAGACUAGUAACAUUUUCACAUCUGCAUUCAGAUUCGAUUGGAAGUCUAUCUGAACAGGUACUUGGAAGUUUGGAAGCUAGAAUAGACAAGACUGUGCAUUUGAAAAAGAAGGAUAAGACAAUAUCUGAGCUGCUAAAAAACAUAUCAAACAACAAGAUUGCAGAUUACAUAAAAAUUCGACCAGGAGAUGAUAUGCAGGAACAGAACACAAAAUGCUUGCUGAUGCAUGUAUUCUUAACUUUUUAUCUUUUACCACAUGGAGACAGUCUUCCCAAACCACUUAUUGACAUUGCACAAUGUAAUGUCCCCUUACCUAUUUAUCUUCCAACGAUGCCUGGUGAGAUCUCUAUUCGUGGUGAACUCAAAAAAAUUAGGGAAACCAAUUCGACUACAGCAGAAGCAUACAGUAAAUAUGAAUUGCUAUAA